Anguilla anguilla (European eel) is the source of this 4552-nucleotide messenger RNA. RefSeq names its product Rho GTPase activating protein 27, like (gene arhgap27l). NCBI's taxonomy places the organism in Eukaryota, Metazoa, Chordata, Actinopteri, Anguilliformes, Anguillidae. Gene Ontology annotation, cellular component: cytoplasm. The transcript has 20 exons. Bases 393 to 3521 code for a protein of 1042 amino acids. Gene Ontology annotation, molecular function: protein binding. Gene Ontology annotation, biological process: signal transduction; regulation of GTPase activity. The record is from RefSeq and is a predicted model, not a curated record.
UGAAACUGGCGUGCACGCAAGACGCAAACACACAUUCCCACACACACACGCGCAGACUCACACACGCGCGCAGACACACACACACGGCAGCUCGAGGCUUCUCAGAUCUGCGCUGGGGCUCUUGAGUUUCAGGUGGAGAGAUCGCAGGGGCAAGGGUUCCGCGAGGGAGACGUUUUGGAGAAGGGGAUUCCGGACAAGGAGUACAAGAAGGAGAAUGACCCGUUGCUGAGAAUUUGCGGUUUACUUCUUUUUUUUCAGAAAGUGCGCAAGAGGGAAAUUAAAAACAGGAUGAUCUUGUCGUCCUCUAACUUGAGCUCUGGGAUGGUGGACCACAAACCUUGACCACUCGGUAGGAAGGUCCCCCCCCCCCCCCCUUGGGGUUGGCGGUCAAGAUGAUGGCUGCAUCUGGCAAGGGCUUGGUGCUGGUGGAGUUUGAGUAUGAGUACACCAACAGGGACGGCAGCGUGGUGACCAUCAAGCCCAACGAAAGGUACAUGCUGUUGGAAAAAACCAACGACCACUGGUGGCACGUGUGCAAGGACAAGCGCGCCAGGCCCUUCUACAUCCCCGCCAAGUACGUCAAGGAGCUGCCGUCGGACUUCCCCUCCCCGCUGGACUUCCUCCACCCCGCCGCCCCGGAGCCGGCGGUCAGCAAGAGGCCGGUGGACAGCGCGGAGGAGGGGCCGUGCGAGGUGACCAUCCGGGUCCACUCGCCCAGACGCCGCAAGAAGAAGGAGAACCGCAUGUCCACCUUCGGGGUUCCGCUCGAGGUCCACGACCCGGUCCAGAAACGGGGCGGGGUCCCCGACCCGCCGCACUCGCGCGAGGGCUCCAAAAACGCCAAGAGGUCCAGCGCGGCUCCCGCGGAGCUGCUGGUCCCGCAGUCGCCGGAGGACGACCUGCCGCCCUCCCUGCUGAAGUCCAAGGUUCCCAGCUUCAGCCCCGCCGACCCUGUGAUCAGGCCAACCCAGGCCAAGCCGGUGGAGACGCCCACUGUCAAGGACCUGGAGGUCCGAGAGCUGGUGGAACAUCCCAAACCGCCCGUGGAGUUCGAUGACCCGCCCAGGCCGGAUUCUGACCUAUCGCAGGACUCUGAGAAUAUUUAUGAAACCAUUUCGGACAUCCAGGGCUUGAGGCUACAAGAUUCGCCCGUCGCAGAGACGGCUCCGCCCCUUUCUCCAGCUCCGACUCAGGUGCUGGUGCCAGUUCCAAUUCCAGCUCCGCCCCCUUCGCUGCCUCCACUGCCUCCGCUGCCUCCUGUGUCACAGCUUGAGAAAACCAACCCUGACACUGCACUGUACGUCAACAAAUCAGAGCUGAAGAAGAGCGUUCCGUGGCUGGCCCCGCCCUCGUCCUCCUCCCCCGCUGCGCCCCGCCACCUCUCCACGGAUUCGGAGGAAUGGGAGGUGCACACUGACCAAGAGAGCGGGAAGGAGUUCUACUACAACCCCACCUCAGGGCAGUCCACCUGGGACAACCCCCGCAGCCCCUUCAUGGAGCCUGAUUCCCCCGCGGUGGUGCUGUCCUCUCCCUCUCCCUCGUCCAGCCCGCCCUCGACUGCCUCGGACUGGGAGAAGCUCCUGGACGAGGCCAGCGGGAGCCAUUACUUCUACAACCACGUGUCCGGAGAGACGUCCUGGGGACCCCCAGGGUUGGAGUCCCCCCCACCCGGGCCCACAAAGCCCCCGGGCCUGACAGAGCCCCCGCAGGACGGUCCGCCCCCCCUCCCCGAUGAGGACUACCCCGUGGAUGACGAGGAGCGCUCAAAGACACCCCCAAAGACCUUCCCCAAAGAUUUCACCUACCCCCCGCUGAAGCGCUCGGUCAUCCCGCGGGUCAGUUUGGAGACUAAGUCCCCCGCAGGUUGGACACGUUCGAUGGACCCAGAUGGCAAGAUGGUGUUCACCAGCGAGCACACGCAGGAACAGUGGAUCAAGUCGAUGGAUGACAGAGGACAGGCGUACUACUACCUGAAUGAUGGGUCCCGGUCUCAGUGGAACCUGCCUGAGAUCGCUUCAUGUCCUCGACCACCCCCCCCCACACACACACCACCCCACCCCACCCCACCCCAGCUUUCGGUGACCGCCAGCUCACCACCCAAGGUGGGGAAUGGGGUUGACUCCGAGGGCGUGUCUGUUUUGAAGAACUGGAGGCAGUCCGGAAGCUCCUCCUCUUUCACCCCCUCCCCUUUCAGCCCGCCUAAGGAAGAAUUGAAGUUCUUCCCCAGCCACAUGCGAAAUAUCUCGGACCAGGGCAGCGAUGCAUCCAGCGCAGGCAAUUCACCAGAGUUACUUCAUCAGGUUGAUAGGUUCAAACACCGGAGGAGCCCGUCCAAUCAGAGCUCAGAUUCUCAACAGCAUGCCCAGACUUUGGAAAAGGCAGGAAUUCUCAACAAAACCAAGAUAGCUGAGAAUGGGAAAAGGCUUAGGAAAAACUGGGCACAGUCCUGGACGGUCCUGCACGGUGGAAUUCUGACGUUUCAUAAAGACCCCAAGUUCAUGCCUGGCGGAAACCCGAACAAAACCAAUCAGAUCGUCCCAGAAUUCACAGUGGAGCUACGAGGGGCGAGUGUUAACUGGGCCUCCAAGGACAAAUCCAGCAAGAAGCAUGUUCUGGAGUUGAAAACGCGCCAUGGGUCGGAGUAUCUGGUGCAGUACGACACAGAGAGCAUCAUCAACGACUGGCACAAAGUGAUCGUGGAAACCAUCCGUCAGCUGGAUCAUGAGCAUCACUCUGAGGAAGAGAAUGAUGAGGAAGAGAAGUCCCCCAGUCCCACAGACGACAAGGAAAAGAGGAGAGCCAACAGGCCCAGCACAUCGAGUAACAGCGGGGAGACCGAUCAGGGGAGGGUGCGCACCAAACUACGCAAGUUCCUCCAGAGGAGGCCCACACUGCAGUCCGUCAAGGAGAAAGGCUACAUCCGGGAUAACGUGUUUGGCUGCAACCUGGACGUUCUGUGCAGUCGGGAGAACACCGCCAUCCCGCGCUUUGUUGAGAAGUGCAUCAAGGCCGUGGAGAGACGAGGCCUGAGUGUCGAUGGGAUCUACAGAGUGAGCGGAAACCUGGCCACCAUACAAAAGCUGCGUCACAAAGCGGAUCACGAAGAGAACCUGGACCUGGAUGACGGACAGUGGGAGGAGAUCCACGUGGUAACGGGAGCGCUGAAGCUCUUCCUCAGAGAGCUUCCCGAGCCUCUCUUCCCCUACAGCUUCUUCGACCGCUUCAUCGCUGCCAUCAAAGUCCCUGAUAAAAGACAGAAGGUGUCUUUCAUUCAGGACCUGGUUAAGAUUCUCCCACUGCCGAAUCUAGAAACUAUGAAGGCCCUUUUCAAACAUUUACGCAAGGUCAUCGAGCAUCACGAGGAGAACCGCAUGUCGGAGCAGAGCGUGGCCAUCGUCUUCGGCCCCACGCUGCUCCGGCCCGAGACCGAGUCGUCCAACAUGACCAUGCACAUGGUCUUCCAGAGCCAAAUCGUGGAGCUUAUUCUUCAUGAGUAUGAUCAGAUCUUCGGCCCGAACUGAGACUCUGGAAUCGUUCUGGGGACAGGGGACAGGGGACAUGGGACGGGACAGGGGACAAGGGGACACAGGCUAAAACAUUGGACAGUGUGGCUGGGUGGGGACUGCCGGGGUGGGGACCAUUUUUAUUUUCAGGCCUGUUUAAAUUGGUGGGGUUUUUUUGUCUGAUGUGUGAAUCUCCAUCUGACAGUCCGUAGGCCCUCUAUUCAAUCUCUAAUCCCUCUCUUCUUCCACUUUUCAUUUCCCUAUCUAUCUGCUUUGGUACUCCUAAUCUUCUCACUUCCUGUCAAGAGAUUAGGAUAAAGAAGGUUGUUAGCACUAGUAAAACUGUCUGGACCAAAAUGAGAUUUUUUUAUUGUUGUCAUUUUUGGCCACACAUCAACAAGCUGUGCUAACCAAAUGCCUUGAUGUUAUUAGAUGCGUACAUGAAGCCUGGGGUAACCUAAUCGUUUGAUGAUAUUUGAUACGUGCUGAUUUUGUGGCAUAUACGUGCUGUUCAGAGCAAUGCCAUUGUCUAGAUUUCAUUGGGAUUCCUUUAUAGGCCACAUUCAACCUUGGGAAGGUUUAUGAAAUAUGGAUUUUGCUGCAGAGUUGCUGUAUUUUACAAAACAUUGUAAUGAUGCUUUGUUUAAAAUGCCUUCAAAGGUAUGUUACUUUAAUAUAAAAAGGGAAAUACUGUACAAAAGAAUAGCCACUGUCAUUGCCUGAAUGUGAAAGGGAUGGUUAAUUGCUUAAUGUGUAUUGUACAACUUUUCUAAACAUUUAAAGUGGGGAAAAAUAUCAUUAAUGUAGCUACUUUAUAUUGAAAAGGCACAGUACAAUUAGAAAAGUAUAUAUGUUAUAAAUGAUGGUCCAUACUUUAAAUGACAGAUGGUUACACUCAACAGUUUGUUAGCGUUAUUGCUAUGUGAAAACUGGAUGAUACAAAAGUGUUAAAUCUAAGGUCUUUUUGGAAAAUUUGAUGGACAUUGUACAUACAUAAGAGAAGAUUUGCCCUACAAAUGUUCUUUUAAUAAAAAAAUAACUUAAUUUUU